This is a messenger RNA of Moneuplotes crassus, 551 nucleotides long. The record is from the annotation of a GenBank genome assembly. Lineage: Eukaryota; Ciliophora; Spirotrichea; Euplotida; Euplotidae.
CUUAUAAUUUUUAGUUAAAAAAUUCUGCAAAAUGUCGACUAUGGUGAAGUUGAUCUCCCAAGAAGGAGAAAUAGUAGAAGUAGACCAAGAAACAGUCAUGCUAUCAGUCCUUAUUAAGUCAAUGAUCGAUGACAGUGGAACAGAUGAAGAUAUUCCUCUCCCAAAUGUGUCAAAGAGUAUAUUAGAGAAAGUUUUAGAAUUCUGAAAGCAUGUCAAAGAGCAUCCUCUCCAAGAAAUAGAAAAGCCACUUAAGUCAGACAAGCUUAGAGAUAUUAUUCCUGAAUGGUAUGCUGAUUUUGUUGAUGUAGAACAAGAGAUUCUUUUUGAAAUUAUUCUUGCAGCAAAUUAUUUGGAUAUAAAGCCAUUAUUAGAACUAGCCUGAGCAAAGGUAGCAACCAUGAUUAAAGGAAAAUCAGUCUCAGAUGUUAGAAAGACCUUCAACAUUGAAAACGACUUGACUCCAGAGGAAGAAGCUCAAAUAUUGGAAGAAAAUAAAUGGGCUGAGGAAGCCAUUCAAUAAUCAAGCACAUUCAAAUUUUUAAUAACAAAAG